AUGCUCUACAAGUCGAUUGACUUUGUCAUUCCGGACGACCGUUUGCGGGUUAGCAUGAAGACUAUUUCUCGAUUCAAGGGCCUCGAGCCAUGUCCAGACUGGGAAAUGUGCCCCUCAAGCUCGCAUGAGCGGUACACGCCGCCACCGGCAUUUCAUAUCCACAUCAAAGAUUCAGAGGUUACCGUGGCCCUCUAUCCGCAAUCCGAGACUCUUUGGUUCCUGCCACCACUUGACAGCUCUCUAUUGUCUCCGAACAAAUUUAUGCUUCCCUCGCAUUUCGUCCUUGCGUCCGACCAGACUGUUCUCCCACCCUGGCGGCCGGGUCGGGGAUCGGGCGUCUUUAAGUCGGACAGUGAUCCAGUGGUCGUCCCCAAGUCUCAUAUCUUGCUGGAAGCCUUUCUGCGUCUGUACGCGCGCGAUUCAGGGAAGCGCAUAGGUGCCUUUGCGAUGGCAAUGAUUGGAUACAUGGAGGAGUAUGUCGAUGAUAAUGGGCUUUUGGACGCAAACUUGCUUCCGGAGCCCCUCAGAUCGUCCUAUAAGGAGCUUAGACGAGGGAUCAAGCCGGUUUCCCAAUGGACCCAGGAGUUGAAGGAGGCUCUUGGGAUACUUGAGGAUUCCGAGGAUGAUCGCAACUAUUGGAACGCCGCUUUUUAG
Molecule: messenger RNA, 654 nt
Organism: Fonsecaea monophora
Lineage: Eukaryota; Fungi; Ascomycota; Eurotiomycetes; Chaetothyriales; Herpotrichiellaceae
Exons: 1
Coding region: 1-654 (217 amino acids)
Source: RefSeq, a predicted model, not a curated record